Messenger RNA from Coniophora puteana RWD-64-598 SS2, 2235 nucleotides. RefSeq lists its product as uncharacterized. The record is from RefSeq and is a predicted model, not a curated record. The transcript has 7 exons. The annotation marks the transcript as partial. Lineage: Eukaryota; Fungi; Basidiomycota; Agaricomycetes; Boletales; Coniophoraceae.
UAUACAGAGUCUGGCUCUCGUGUUGUGUCUCAACAACACGAGGAAUAUGCGAACGUCGCCCUCUUGCGCCUCGGGCUGCUCGGCAACACCCCUGAGGCACCUGAGACCGCCAUCGACUUGCACACACUUGAAGUAUACCACCGACUGCGCCGACGACAUGCGCAGCUCGGAAUCCAACCGUACGUCCGGGUUCUCUGCGACAUCAAUGACAUCAAUUAUACCACUCAGCUCCGCGAAUCAUUUUCGAACGUGUUCGACGUGUACCUCAGCCUCCAACGCUCUGUCCGCGGUCUUAUCGAUGCCGAGAUGGGCCGCGCAACUCCCAACUGGCGGGCACUGCAUGGCUGCCCAUGUUGUCAUUACAAGGUAUCGGAUGAAUUCCCACUGCAGCCGGCUGUGCAGUACGCGGCCGACGGCAACAACUCCGCACGCCGGACCGAAUCUGCGGGAUCCGCCGACCAACGUAUAUUCAAAAGUGACUACUUUCUCUCGCGCGAAGAAGUCGACACCUUCAAAAACGAAGUCCGAGGAUCCGUUCGAGGACCUCAGGUUCAUGAAGGCGACGACCAUGGCGAUGGUCACGAGGGUGCAGACGAAGCCAGCCGCAUGGGCCGCUGCACAUCAGAUUUCCGUGUCAGUAGGCCCGAUGGCCCCAAGAAGGCGCUCGAUAUCUAUGAAACGACGGGAAUUUUUGCGGCGGCUUGUCGACAUGGGGUCAUGCAAAAGAUCUGCGAGAUGGUUCGUAGCGGUGAACUUGCCAAGUAUGGGCUGGCUGUUACCAACCAUCUCCUCGACGUCCACGGCCACGACAUCAAUCUUGCCCAAGAUACCGGGUGCGCCUUCAGCAAAACCAUCGCCAAUAGCCCCCUACUCGCGGACAAGGCACGCACACGUAAUCUCAGCGUCUGCGUGAACGCGUUUCACGGAUGGGCGCACAGCCGGCUAUGCCAGCUCAACUUCCACCCCCUGUAUCGCAAGGGAGCCGGGCUCUCGGAUCUCGAGCAGAUGGAGCGGGCGUUCUCGGCAUCAAACGCCACAGUCCGCCUUAUCCGCUACGCAUCGCGGUUCCACUUCCUUCAGGGGCUUGAUCUUCAUUUCCUCCAGUGGGAUGAGGACCGGUAUGGCGAAUUAUCUACUUUUCUAUGCCAGAAAUACCGCCAAGCCCUCACCAUAAUAACGGAGUACUCGCCUGCUGUGCAGGAGAUGUGCCAACGCCUCUCCAUCACCCCCUCGGACAUCGACACGUGGAUCGACCUCGAGCGCACGUUCCUCAUGAACCUCAAAGAAGAACCGGACGAUCGAAAGCUCGCAGCCGAGUACUGGCAGCGCGUCUCCGCGCCAUUCAAGGUGACGAUUGGCAACAUCGACUACGAAAAGGAUGCCAGCGAGACCCUGCUCCUGGAGAAUACCCGCCGCCAUGCAACCGAAGAGUACCUUGUCCGUCACCGAGUGGUCACCGACCUUGAGACCAAGCUCGGCGUUCGAGAGUCGUGGUCAAAAUCAUCCGAGGAAUAUCGCGCCGCCGCCGAGUACCUCCAACAUCAAGAUUUCUACAAGGCUUCGGACCGCGUCCAACUGCUCGUUGCUCAGCGGUUACAGGAGCUCACCAAGUCUCACAUCCAGGAUACCGGGUACAAAAUGCGUAAGGCAAUCGGGAAGGCGAUUGAGCGUCGCUCCACAGCCGUCCGCACCGCUAUCACACAUUACAACAAGCUUGCCGCGAAGAUGAACCCGCCUGCGACCCAACUCCGAUGGGACGAUAUCGUCCAGUACACUUUUUUAUCGGAAUUAGAAAUACUUAAACACUCGUAUUUUCAGCAGGAUGUCCGCGAGCAGGCCUGGGCAAAGCCUGUCAAUAGAGACGCGGCCAUCAAGCACUUCAAGAUCCAGCGGGCGCGCGAGGAGAUCAACAGGCUUAAUGUCGAAGCUCGGCGGCUUCGAACUUGGGUGAACGACGAACUGGAUGACAUUAAGCGACAUAAGGAGCGGCUUGAAAAAGCCAAUCCCCUCCUCGCUGCAGCCAUGACGUCGCAGUUCGCCGCUCGGAUUCGUGCUAACCACGCCCAUCUCAGGAGGCUGGACACGCUUGAGCGGCUCCCAGGGUAUUCGGGAACAGUCAGUGCACGCGAUACUGAUGGAGAAGCGUCUCGUGAGGAUAAUCACCUGGAUCUCGAAGACGAGGAGCUUCACGACAGUAUGCACAAGCUUUCACUUUACGUAGAAAAUAUGGACUAG